Messenger RNA from Didymodactylos carnosus, 1005 nucleotides. NCBI's taxonomy places the organism in Eukaryota, Metazoa, Rotifera, Eurotatoria, Philodinida, Philodinidae. The record is from the annotation of a GenBank genome assembly.
AUGUCAAAGGAAACUCGUUCUUCUCGUAAACCAAAAUCCACUACGAAAUCACUAUCGUCAACAACUACGAAAAAAAGGAAAAACUCUGUUCGUAAUCGUCAGCCUUCACCUAUUUCUACACCUGCCGAAGCCAUCGUCAUCGAUCCAUCACUUUCAUCUUCUAAUACGAAUGAAACAAUUAUAAAUAAUAAUUCAAAUGAUAAUUCAAAUCCACCACCUCAAAACAACAAUAAUGACCAAACAAUAACAACAUCAUCAUUAACUUCUUCCGUAAAAACUGUCGUUCGUCCUGUUUUGGCAACAUCAGAAGAGGAAUCAGUCGAUUUCGAUAAUGAUCCCUCAGCACAAUUAAUCCAACAAACAGCAAAUCGAUCGAAGAAAACAACAACAAGAAAAACAAAACGAUUGAAAAAUGCAACUGACAAAAAGAAAACAAAAUCAAGUCGUAAUCCACUAUCCGCACCACCAACAACAAACACUGCUACUUCUCCAGAACCAUCUGUGCAAGACAAUAACUCAGAUUCAGAUAGUGACAUUUAUAAUACGAAUAGUAAUUGCAACAAUUACCAAUCUAGAGAAGCAUCCAGUGUUUGGCAAUAUGCUACACGUCUGAAUAAUAAACAAGCACAAUGCUCUUUGUGUAAUAAAAUCAUACAAACGCCAAAUUGGUCAACCUCUACCCUUCGUCGCCAUUUGCUAGAAGUGCACAAAAAGACUGAAGUAAAAACUGAAAACGACAAUAAAACAAAAUCGAAUUUUGAACCACAUCGUAAACAGAAUCUUCAUCAACUAGGAGUGUAUGCAGUGUUGAAAGAUGGUCUUCCAUUCAAUGCAUUGAGUAAAGAAGGAUUGCGUACUUAUAUACAAGUAGCAACAGGACCGGGUGCGUGUGAAAAAGUAACUUUUUAUGGAAUGAGAGAGAGCGAGAUAGAGAGCUGGAGAAGUCGACAGCUUAAUAGAUUUCAAAGUGCCAGAAUAAGUUUAAGUCUACAAUUUUUAUUUUAG